This is a messenger RNA of Hirsutella rhossiliensis, 747 nucleotides long. Its product is annotated as telomere recombination domain-containing protein. Gene Ontology annotation, biological process: regulation of translational fidelity. Gene Ontology annotation, molecular function: double-stranded RNA binding; nucleotidyltransferase activity; tRNA binding. The record is from RefSeq and is a predicted model, not a curated record. Gene Ontology annotation, cellular component: cytoplasm. The transcript has a single exon. Bases 1 to 747 code for a protein of 248 amino acids. NCBI's taxonomy places the organism in Eukaryota, Fungi, Ascomycota, Sordariomycetes, Hypocreales, Ophiocordycipitaceae.
AUGGCUCCCCGCAUUAUUCCAGAGACAGGCAACGUGCCACAUGUGUGUCAUGAUGCCCAACAAGCUUACCAGACUCUCAAGUCUGGUGGAGUCAUUAUCGCCCCUACCGAUGUGGGCUAUGCACUUAUGGCCAGUACUCAAGCAGGAAUUCAAAGAGUCUUCGCCGCCAAAGGUCGCCGACAGGAUCACAAUAUCGGUAUCAUUGGAACGUAUCAGCAACAUCGAGAAAUCCAUUUGUUGCCCGAGUCCAAGUUCGAAUUGACACGUGUCUUGACGGAGGAUAUGGGCAUGAUAAUCGGAAUCAUCGCCAAGUUCGAUUCGGAGAACCUCCAUCCGCGUUUGGCUGCGCUAGAUAAGCUCACACUCUGUCAGGUCACGAAGAGAGAUACGAUCAGCAUCGCUGUUCCGGAGGGACCAUUCUUGCGGGAACUCGGUCGGCUUUGCGACAUCGACCCGCUUGGCAUGUUAAUAUUCGGAACUUCCGCAAACCUUACCGGACAGGGACAGCGAUUCCGCGUGGAAGAAGUGGAGCCCAGCGUGCUUGCGUCUGUCGAUUUGGUUGUGGAUUAUGGUCUGCAAAAAUGGCACAUGUAUGGUCGCGGCGGCGUCCUGUUCGAUGCCGAAAAUAUGCAGGUUCUGCGUAUGGGAGCCGGAUGCGAGGUCUGCAGAGACAGGAUCUUAAGAUGGUUCCCCCAUCUGUUGGAAGAGGCAGGCGGCGGCCUUGCCGAAGAUACGAAGCACAAGUAA